Drosophila arizonae is the source of this 695-nucleotide messenger RNA. RefSeq names its product mitochondrial ribosomal protein S18B (gene mRpS18B). Gene Ontology annotation, cellular component: mitochondrion; ribosome. NCBI's taxonomy places the organism in Eukaryota, Metazoa, Arthropoda, Insecta, Diptera, Drosophilidae. The record is from RefSeq and is a predicted model, not a curated record. Gene Ontology annotation, biological process: mitochondrial translation. Gene Ontology annotation, molecular function: structural constituent of ribosome.
UGGUUGUUACGUCGCCGCACACGCAUUUCUAGUUAACAAUCAAAGAAAUUGCAGUUAAUUAAUAAAAAUGUUGCCUUUAGCACGCGGUAUUUACAGCAGCUUGACACAAAUAACACGCAACAGUCGUGCAGCAUUGCAUACAGCCGGAGCGUUGCGUUGCAAAGCAGAACCAGCAGCCGAAACUGAAACACCUGCAGAUGGAGAAGAAAAUUCUGAAAAUACUGCCAAUGCCGCUCCAGAUCCAAAGGAUCGCAAAAAUGUUAUACCGGUGGAGACCUCGAUACGUUAUCUGAAAAGCGCAGCAUACAAAACAACUUAUGGCGACGAGUUUGUGUGGACACAAUAUCGUCGCAAUCAUAAGGGCAUGUAUGCGCCGCGCAAGACCCGCAAGACCUGCAUACGCCAGGGCAGAAUCAGCACCGGAAAUCCUUGUCCCAUCUGUCGAGAUGAGUAUCUUGUGCUGGACUACCGCAACACGGAGUUGCUGAAACAGUUCAUCUCGCCGUAUAGCGGCCAAGUGCUCAGCUACUCCAAGACGGGUCUCUGCCAGAAGAGUCAUUUGCGUCUGACUGUCGCCGUGGAGCAGGCACGUGAUUGUGGUCUAAUCACCUACGACGUGCCUUUCCGAGAGUACGAUUACAGCGAGUACUAUGGAAAAAAGGAGGAAUCCAAGCAGUAAAUAAUUAAAGUUUAUU